Messenger RNA from Suncus etruscus (white-toothed pygmy shrew), 3541 nucleotides. It is a transcript of the gene OTUD7B, whose product is annotated as OTU deubiquitinase 7B. The transcript is spliced from 12 exons. Gene Ontology annotation, cellular component: nucleus; cytoplasm. Bases 159 to 2672 code for a protein of 837 amino acids. Lineage: Eukaryota; Metazoa; Chordata; Mammalia; Eulipotyphla; Soricidae. Gene Ontology annotation, molecular function: K63-linked polyubiquitin modification-dependent protein binding; cysteine-type deubiquitinase activity; DNA binding. The record is from RefSeq and is a predicted model, not a curated record. Gene Ontology annotation, biological process: protein deubiquitination involved in ubiquitin-dependent protein catabolic process; protein K11-linked deubiquitination; protein K63-linked deubiquitination.
GGGGCCGGCCGGAGCCGUGUGGAAGGAGGAGCGGCGCGCGCGGCCGGACCCCGCGCUUCGCCCCCGGCCUCGAGCCGCGCCCGCGAGUCUGAGGUGGAAGCCUAAAUUUUGAUCUAUGUCCCCUGUACAUCAGCUGCCUGAAAGUACUUCAUGAUCACAUGACUGUGGACAUGGAUGCAGUCCUCUCAGAUUUUGUUCGUUCUACAGGAGCAGAGCCAGGGUUGGCCCGUGAUCUUCUGGAAGGAAAGAAUUGGGACGUGAGUGCCGCCCUCAGUGAUUUUGAGCAGCUCAGUCAAGUACAUGCUGAGAAUCUGCCCCUGCCCUGUAGUGAAGGGAGUGGGAGUUCCAGGACCCCUGAAAAGGGGAUUUCUGAGAGAGAGCCUGCUACUCGCCCACCUCGGGCCACACUCCAGCGACAAGAUGACAUCGUUCAAGAGAAACGCCUGUCUAGGGGCAUCUCCCAUGCCAGCUCCAGUAUCAUCUCCCUGGCGCGCUCACACAUGUCUUCCAAUGGUGGGGCUAUGGGGGGAAGUGAGCACCCCCUGGAAAUGCCCAUCUGUGCCUUCCAGCUCCCAGACCUAACAGUGUACACUGACGACUUCCGAAGUUUCAUUGAGAGAGACCUCAUCGAGCAGUCAAUGCUGGUGGCCUUGGAGCAGGCAGGCCGUCUGAAUUGGUGGGUGAGCGUGGAUCCCACAUGUCAGAGGUUGCUCCCUUUGGCAACUACUGGAGAUGGAAACUGCCUCCUGCAUGCAGCCUCUCUUGGCAUGUGGGGCUUCCACGACCGGGACCUAAUACUGCGGAAAGCUCUCCAUUCUCUCAUGGAGAAGGGUCUUGAGAAGGAAGCGCUGAGGAGGCGAUGGAGGUGGCAGCAAACACAGCAGAACAAAGAGUCAGGACUGGUUUAUACAGAGGAAGAGUGGCAGAAGGAAUGGAACGAGCUUAUCAAGCUUGCCUCAAGUGAACCCCGGAUGCAUCUCGGUACCAAUGGAGCCAACUGUGGUGGAGUGGAGAGCUCCGAGGAGCCUGUGUAUGAGAGCCUGGAAGAAUUCCAUGUCUUCGUCCUCGCCCACGUGCUUCGGAGGCCCAUAGUGGUGGUGGCGGACACUAUGCUGAGGGACUCCGGGGGAGAAGCUUUCGCCCCUAUUCCCUUUGGGGGAAUCUACCUACCCUUGGAGGUUCCAGCCAGCCAGUGUCACCGCUCCCCACUGGUGCUCGCCUAUGAUCAAGCCCAUUUCUCGGCGCUUGUGUCCAUGGAGCAGAAGGAUAACAUCAAGGACCAAGCUGUGAUCCCACUGACUGAUUCUGAACACAAGUUGCUGCCCUUACACUUUGCAGUGGACCCUGGGAAGAGCUGGGAAUGGGGCCGCGAUGACAGUGACAACGUCCGAUUGGCCAGUGUUAUUCUAUCCCUGGAGGUCAAGUUGCAUCUGCUUCAUGGCUACAUGAACGUGAAGUGGAUCCCAAUGUCCUCGGAUGCCCAGGCGCCCCUGGCCCAGCCUGAGUCCCCCACUGCCUCUGCUGGUGAUGAGCCCCGUUCCACUCCGGAGUCUGGAGACUCUGACAAGGAGUCUGUUGGCAGCAGCUCCACCGGCACCGAGAGUAGCAGGAGGAGAGAAAAGGCAAAACGAGACCGGGAGAAGGAGAAGAAACGAGCUGACUCAGUGGCCAACAAACUGGGCAGCUUUGGCAAAACCCUAGGCAGCAAGCUAAAGAAGAACAUGGGUGGCCUGAUGCAUGGCAAGACAGCCAAGCCUGUGGGGCAGGGCCUGGGUGCCGAGACACUGGACAAGAAGAAGAAGAACUCACUCAAGAGCUGGAAGGGAGGCAAGGAGGAGGCAGCAGGUGACGGGCCAGUGGCAGACAAGCCCCUGGCUGAGGCAGCUGUCAACGGUGGGAGCAAGUACAGCCAUGAAGUGAUGCAGAGCCUGAGCAUCCUGCGGGCAGCCAUGCAAGGGGAGGCCAAGUUUAUCUUUGUGGGAACCCUGAAGAUGGGCCUUCGCCACCAGUACCAGGAGGAGAUGAUCCAGCGCUACUUGGCAGACGCCGAGGAGAGGUUCCUGGCUGAGCAGAAACAAAAGGAAGCUGAGAGGAAGCUCGUGAAUGGGGGGGUUGGGGGUGGCCCUCCUCCAGCCAAGAAGCCGGAGCCUGAUGGGGAUGAUGGGCUGCUAACGGUGGCCCCAGCCGAGUCCAAGGCCAUGGCCUUCUCUGCCGGCUACCCGGGGGGCUUCACCAUCCCUCGGCCAUCUGGGGGUGGCAUCCACUGCCAGGAACCCCGGAGGCAAUUGGCAGGGGGACCCUGUGGAGGGGGCCUCCCUCCCUAUGCCACCUUCCCCAGACAGUGCUCCCCAGGUCGAGCCUGCCCCACUCCAGACAGCCUUUCCCCAGAGCCAGCCAGUCACUCCAAGGAUGGUGCUCCCCGAGGCGCCUUGUUACCACAGCCCUUUCGUGUGGCUGACUCCUACAGCAACGGUUACAGAGAGCCCCCUGAACCUGAUGGGUGGGCCAGGGGCCCUCAGGGGCUUCCCUUGACGCAGACCAAAUGCAAGCAGCCCAACUGCAGCUUCUAUGGACACCCUGAGACCAACAACUUCUGCUCCUGCUGCUAUCGGGAAGCGAUGCGGAGGCGGGAGCGGGAACCAGGAGGGGAGCUGCUGCUGCACAGGUUCUGAUGUCCCGACAUGGUGUGCAAGGGGCGGAACAAGGACAGUGAGGCGCCACCAGUUUGCUCAGGGUGUGUCACAGGGCAGACAUGGGCUGGUGCAGGAGCCCAGCCAGAAACUUGGUGGUCGUGUGCCAGCAGGAGAGGGAAGCUGCACCAGGCCCUGGCCUGGAGAGUUGGACUUGACAGGAAAGAGGAGGGACAGGACGGACCUAGUGCUGGUUCAUCCCAGGACCAGGGCAGAGUGGCAUGGGAAGGAGUGUGUGGGUAGGUGGGUAGGCAGAGGUCUGGGAGAAGUACAGGCAACCAAGGGUCACAGGCAAUAAAAGAGAUACCAGACCAGAGUUCCUUCAGGUUGGAACAAGCAUGUGUUGGUGGGAUCAGGAAUGUGGAGGGAACCCUGGAGAUGGGACCCGCUUGCUGUGGAUUGGAAUAAAAGUAGUAAGCAGGGUCUCCUGAAGGGUCUGGACAGGCAGCCGUCACUUGGGCUCUUAGAGAAGGGAGUUGGGGCGCUUCUUCCGGAGCUUUAUGUCCCCUCUCUUCUACUUGCUCUGAUGGACUAUCUGCCACCCUUUUGCUUCCUAAUUUUUUUUGAAGGCUGAGUUCAACUGAGUUAGGAAGGUUGUGAUUUGCUUUUAUUAAAGGAGAAAAAUUCUCCUCAGAAGGAACUAACAGAGGUAACUGCUUAUGUGUACCAUGCGCUGACACAGAGGUGAUCUGAGUGCUUAGCAGUAACCACACUGCAGAGUGUGGAGUGUGAGGAUGGGAGAAAGAAAGACCUUUGGCCACACUACUUCAAACAAUACCAAAAACCAAGAUCGAGCACCACUCUCCUCUGCUGCUACAUUUCUGGAAAAUACAAAUUGGGUUUUUUUUUUU